AAAGUUCCGUGGAGCUAAAAGUAGGGUUUUGAAUGGGUUUUUCAAGAUUUUAGUACAUUCGUCCUUUUGUCUAUCCAGGACCGAGAGAGAGGAAAACAGAGAUUUUUCAAGAUUUUAGUUAUUUCUCACCGUCUACGGUGAAGAACUCCAUCAAAAAUCAUCGUCGAGGGCAGAAAGAAUGUUAAACCUAUCACUAUCUUCAACACAAGGUGGCUACAUCAUCCAAAACCCUAAAUCCCCUUUCAUAUUAAACCCACAUCUCUCUUCUCCUCCUACAAUCAAAUUCAUAAACCCCAGCUCAAGAAAACUCAGUCUGAAAUGUCAAUACUCCGACCAACAACAACGACCUGAUGCUUCAUCUUACUCUCAACCCAGAGAAGACGCUCCGAAGGUUUUCAUCGGGCAUUCGAUAUACAAAGGAAAGGCUGCUCUUACAGUUGAACCUCGCCCUCCAGAGUUCGCGCCUUUAGACUCGGGGGCGUUUAAGUUGACAAAAGAGGGUUUCGUGUUGCUUCAAUUUGCGCCUUCUGCUGGUGUUCGUCAAUAUGAUUGGAGUAGAAAGCAGGUAUUCUCAUUAUCAGUUACUGAAAUCGGAAGUAUAAUCAGCCUUGGUGCGAAAGAUUCAUGUGAAUUCUUUCACGACCCUUUUAAAGGAAAAAGUGAUGAAGGCAGAGUUAGGAAGGUUUUAAAGGUGGAGCCUCUCCCAGAUGGAUCGGGCCACUUCUUUAAUCUAAGUGUUCAAAACAAGCUUAUAAACAUGGACGAAAGCAUUUAUAUCCCUGUUACAAAGGCAGAGUUUGCAAUUCUUGUCUCAGCUUUCAAUUUUGCUGUGCCUUACCUUUUGGGUUGGCAUACAUUUGUGAAUUCUAUAAAACCCCAAGACUCGACCCGUUUGAAUAAUGGUAACCCGCGAUCCGGUGCUGAUUUAGAAUGGAGCAGAUAGUUUGUAUUUUGAAGAUGGUUUAUGGAUUUGUAUGCUUUUAAGUUUGAGGGUGUCAUUUUGUUCUUGUUUUUUUAGGUUAUGUGAACCGAAGUUAGAAUUUCUUCUCUCCCAUUAUGUAUAUCUUUGUUAUCUUGAAGAGUAUUAGGAUUUACAUUUGGAUGUGGUUUUGGGUUCAUGUUUGUGAUGGC
Molecule: messenger RNA, 1131 nt
Organism: Lactuca virosa
Lineage: Eukaryota; Viridiplantae; Streptophyta; Magnoliopsida; Asterales; Asteraceae
Source: the annotation of a GenBank genome assembly